This is a messenger RNA of Gadus chalcogrammus (walleye pollock), 2582 nucleotides long. It is a transcript of the gene gnas, whose product is annotated as GNAS complex locus. Gene Ontology annotation, molecular function: beta-2 adrenergic receptor binding; D1 dopamine receptor binding; insulin-like growth factor receptor binding. The record is from RefSeq and is a predicted model, not a curated record. Gene Ontology annotation, biological process: adenylate cyclase-activating dopamine receptor signaling pathway; sensory perception of chemical stimulus. Gene Ontology annotation, cellular component: heterotrimeric G-protein complex. Lineage: Eukaryota; Metazoa; Chordata; Actinopteri; Gadiformes; Gadidae. The transcript is spliced from 12 exons. The coding region runs from base 1365 to 2504 and encodes 379 amino acids.
AUGUGAUGAAACGCUCCUUCCCAGGGUUCAAUGAGCGUUGUAUGCCCCACCCCGUCUCUUCAGCGCUGUCUAUCCAGUGUACUAUUCCGGGAGAAAAGGGGGAAAAUAAUACCUUCAAGAUUGGUUAUUCCUAUCUAAAACCUUCCACCACCAGCCCGGGAGGAAGCGGCCUUCGCGGUGGAAUGUGCAGUUCCAACCUGUGUCCUAUUUGUGAAUGUAAAUGCACAUGUAGUCGCAGCCCACCGCUCGGAUUCAAAGGGAAUAUAAGAGCUGAGGCUGACAGCGGAGCUUUACCUUCAAGAAACGGGACCAUUUCGAAGGAUUUGGACGUCUUCGCCACAUCUGAAAGAAUCGGAGCCCGUCCAAGAAGGAUGGGGGGACUAUCUGUGCGCAAUCCGGAGCAUUGAUGAUGCGAGGGGGGAGACACAUUUCAGCAACAAAAGCGAGGGCAGAGAAGGCCCUUUUGGAUUGAAAAAAAACAGCAAGGAACAGCCAUCAUAAAUAAGAAGGAAAAUCGCUGAAAUUAACUAUUUCCAGGGAUCAGCGUGAAGCCGAGGCUGGAUCCAAGAUCCCCGGGGUGAUUUAGUGCACAUAAAACGAGGCUAAAUAACGACGGAAGCGAUGGAAAUAUCACCCAUGUAGUUAUUUUUAAGUGUAAAUAUAUAUUUUCCUUGUGUCCACUGUUCGUCUCUGCGCGGACAACGACGGGCAUUGGGGAAAAUCAAUAGGAAGUAUACUUAAACACAAAGAAAUGUGGAUUAUAAAACGUGCCAAAAAGACCCAUACCACCGUACGGGCGAGUCGUUCUGACAUGCCGAGCUUGUGUCCCUGUCACGGGCGACAGUGAGACGCAAGACCCGGGCCGCGGGAUGCAAAUUAGCUCCUUAAUGCUAUAUCAAUCUGAAAGCCGAAGAGGUGAAGUCCUCACUUAGACUCGAAAUCACCGGAUUACACUUAGUAUCGGCACGCGGGUUAAGAAAUAAACAUUGCAUGUGAAGGAAAAGGGAAAAGCCGAGGAGAAGCGAACCGAGAGAGACGGCGGCCUUGGUGUCGUCAUCAGCCGUAUCCUGCUGCUGACCAACAUCUCCACACACUCGUUAUGUAGACACAGCCACAAAGUACUCGUUAUGCAUCAACAAUUAAAACACACGGGGACACGUUUUUAACAACAACCAGGGGGGACGACAAUAUCUCAAACCAAACCCCGACCACAGCAGACGUCGUGAAUGACGACGUGAAUGUGGCUGACACUUGUGCCCCAUAACGCGCGGGUCCGACGGGGAAUCUAGAAAGAGUUCGUGUUGAUUUAUCGAUUCACCGACCGCGUCCCCCUCCCCCGGACCCCUGCUCUCUCCUGCGGGAAGAUGGGUUGUUUGGGCAACAGCAAGACCGAAGACCAGAGGAAUGAGGAGAAGGCACAGAGGGAGGCGAACAAGAAGAUAGACAAGCAGCUCCAGAAGGACAAGCAGAUCUACAGAGCCACGCACAGACUACUACUCUUGGGUGCUGGGGAGUCUGGUAAGAGCACCAUUGUCAAACAGAUGAGGAUUCUUCACGUCAACGGCUUCAAUGCAGAGGAAAAAAGACAGAAAAUACACGACAUUAAGAAUAAUAUUAAAGAGGCCAUUGAGACCAUCAUAACGUCUAUGAGCACCCUUCGACCACCGGUGCUGCUCGCCUGUCCACAGAACCAACACCGGCUCGAAUACGUCCUCAAACUCGUCAGCCAGAAAGACUUUGAGUUCCCUUCUGAGUUCUACGACCACGCCAAGUCACUAUGGCAGGACAACGGCGUGCGCGCCUGCUUCGAGCGCUCCAACGAGUAUCAGCUCAUCGACUGUGCGCAGUACUUUCUGGACAAGAUCGACAUUGUGAAACAGAACGACUACACUCCCACUGACCAGGAUCUACUCCGAUGCAGAGUUCUCACCUCCGGGAUCUUUGAGACAAGAUUCCAAGUGGAGAAGGUCAAUUUCCAUAUGUUCGAUGUCGGGGGACAGAGGGAUGAACGUCGGAAAUGGAUCCAGUGCUUUAAUGACGUGACGGCCAUUAUCUUCGUGGUGGCCAGCAGCAGCUACAACAUGGUGAUCAGAGAGGACAACCAGACCAACCGUUUACAGGAGGCCCUCAACCUCUUCAAGAACAUCUGGAACAACAGGUGGCUGCGGACCAUCUCCGUCAUCCUGUUCCUCAACAAGCAGGACCUUCUGGCCGACAAGGUUCUGGCGGGAAAGUCCAAAAUCGAAGAAUACUUUCCCGAGUUUGCACGCUACACCACACCCGACGACGCGGCACCGGAGCAAGGGGAGGACCCGCGGGUCACCAGGGCAAAGUACUUCAUCAGAGACGAGUUCCUGAGGAUCAGCACUGCGAGCGGCGACGGUCGCCACUACUGCUACCCCCACUUCACGUGCGCCGUGGACACGGAGAACAUCCGCCGCGUCUUCAACGACUGCCGGGACAUCAUCCAGCGCAUGCACCUGCGGCAGUACGAGCUCUUGUGAUCGGCCGGCGAGGACGGCGGCCGCGGCGCCGAGGGGUCCGGGCGCCGCCCGACAGAACCCACACAGAUUGUACUCUGA